Molecule: messenger RNA, 1356 nt
Organism: Scleropages formosus (Asian bonytongue)
Lineage: Eukaryota; Metazoa; Chordata; Actinopteri; Osteoglossiformes; Osteoglossidae
Gene: drd6b
Product: dopamine receptor D6b
Exons: 1
Coding region: 1-1356 (451 amino acids)
Biological process (GO): positive regulation of MAPK cascade; adenylate cyclase-activating adrenergic receptor signaling pathway
Cellular component (GO): plasma membrane
Molecular function (GO): G protein-coupled receptor activity
Source: RefSeq, a predicted model, not a curated record
AUGGAAAAGUUCGCCAACGAGAGCAAAGUUGUGCCCUCUCCUGCUCAUGCCGGCGACGCCGACCUCGCCGACGGCGCCGGACGCAGCAUCCGCGCCCUGGCCGGCUGCGUCCUCUUCCUGCUCAUAGUGUCCACCCUGCUGGGGAACACGCUGGUGUGCGCCGCCGUCAUCAAGUUCCGACACCUGAGGUCCAAAGUCACCAAUUUCUUCGUGAUCUCGCUGGCCGUGUCCGACCUGUUCGUGGCCGUCCUGGUGAUGCCCUGGAAGGCCGUCUCCGAAGUGGCCGGGUUCUGGCUCUUCGGUCGCUUCUGCGAGACCUGGAUCGCCUUUGACAUCAUGUGCUCCACCGCAUCCAUCCUGAACCUGUGCAUCAUCAGCGUGGACCGGUACUGGGCCAUCGCGAGCCCUUUCCGGUACGAGCGCAAGAUGACCCAACGGGUCGCCUUCGUCAUGAUCGGCGUGGCCUGGACCCUCUCCAUCCUCAUCUCCUUCAUACCCGUGCAGCUCAACUGGCACCGAGCCCAGGAGGAGCGCGGCAACCGGACCGAGGACGACUGCAACGCGAGUCUCAGCGGGACCUACGCCAUCUCCUCGUCCCUCAUCAGCUUCUACAUCCCGGUGGUCAUCAUGGUGGGCACCUACACCAGGAUUUACCGCAUCGCCCAGACUCAGAUCCGACGCAUCUCCUCCCUGGAGCGGGCCGCCGAACAGGCGCAGAGCCACCAGCACGCCGGCGACUGCUCCAACGAGACCUCCCUCAGGACCACCUUCAGGAAGGAGACCAAAGUCCUGAAGACGCUCUCCAUCAUCAUGGGGGUCUUCGUGUUCUGCUGGCUGCCCUUUUUCGUGCUCAACUGCGUGGUGCCCUUUUGCGACGAGGCCGAGGCGGGGGGUCCGCCGUGCGUGAGUGACACCACGUUCAACAUCUUCGUGUGGUUCGGAUGGGCCAAUUCUUCGCUCAACCCCGUCAUCUACGCCUUCAACGCCGAUUUCAGGAAAGCCUUUUCCACCAUCCUGGGCUGCAACAGGUUUUGCUCGACCGCGGCCGUGGAGGCCGUGAACUUCAGCAACGAGCUGGUGUCGUACCACCACGAUACCACGUUUCAGAAGGACGCUCCCAUGGCGUUCGGCGCCUCGCAGCUGCCGCCGGCGGCGCCCGACCGCGGCGACGACGACACGGACCCCCCUUUCGACAAGGUCUCGGUCGUCUCGACCGCCUCCCGCAACCGCGCGAAUCCUCUGCUGCCCACGAUAGUUCAGUUCGAGUGCGAAGCGGAGAUUUCGUUGGAUAUGAUGCCGUUUACGUCGACGGGAAGCAACGCGUGUUACGCCAUCCCUGGACAAAUAUCGGAAUAG